Molecule: messenger RNA, 1005 nt
Organism: Trypanosoma grayi
Lineage: Eukaryota; Euglenozoa; Kinetoplastea; Trypanosomatida; Trypanosomatidae
Exons: 1
Coding region: 1-1005 (334 amino acids)
Source: RefSeq, a predicted model, not a curated record
AUGAAGCGAGUGCCGCACCCCACCGGUGUGGACAUUAUCUUCGACAGCAAGUGGCACCAGUACAAAAUUGGUAACACCACACUCCGCUCCGUCUCCAAGUUGCUCGACAAGCACUUCCCCUUCGAGGAGAAGCGCAUGCUGGCGGUCGUGUCGAAGAAAACGGGGCAGUCGGUGGAGGAAAUCAAGGCGGGUUGGAACAGGCAGGCGCUCCUCGGCAAGAACAUACACGAGUACAUUGAGAACAAGCUCUGCGGGCGGCCGCCGCCCACGUGGACCCUGCUGCUCAAGCGCCAGCAGCAGCAGGAAAAAGCCCAAAAAGAGGCGGCGGCGGCGGCCAAGAAGAAUAGGCGCGGCGGCAAGAAGAAGACGGACGCCAGCGACAAGGCGGCAGAGGCAGCAGCAUCAAAGACAGACGCCACAUCGCUUGUGGGCGCGAUGCUGCACGGCGAUGAGGCGGCGUACAUGGCAGUGGCGGAUCGCGUCGUGGACACCAUCACCAGCAACUACGACGUGGUGGCGGUCGAGCAGGUCAUCGCGAGCCCAACGUGGGGCAUCGGCGGCACCGUCGACUUCAUCGCGCGCAACCGCCGCACGCAAAAGCUCCUCAUCGGCGACUGGAAGACGAGUGGCAGCGUUGCGAGCGCCUUCCGCUUCGGUGCAUUCGAGACGCCGUGCUGCGGUUGCCUCAUGCACCUCCCCAACAGCAAGUUUCACCGCUACGCAAUGCAGGUGAUCAUCUACGGCGAGAUCCUGAAGCGCGAGGGCUACCUCCGCGACGGCUUCUUCGGGCGCACGGUGGUGCCGCUCAGCGCCAAUGUGACGGACGUCCGCGUAGCGGCGCGCGAUAUGCACGACGCGCUGGAGUACGGCAUCGUGCAGCUGUCGAAGCGUGAGGACGGCGGGGUGGGCGCGGAGUUCAAGAGGGUGACGGAGGCCACGGUGCUGCCGGUCGAUGCCUGCGAUGUCACCUUCAUGCAGCUGUUGCAGAACGUCAUGCGUGGAUAG